Adelges cooleyi (spruce gall adelgid) is the source of this 3230-nucleotide messenger RNA. It is a transcript of the gene Ih, whose product is annotated as potassium/sodium hyperpolarization-activated cyclic nucleotide-gated channel 1. Bases 197 to 1954 code for a protein of 585 amino acids. The record is from RefSeq and is a predicted model, not a curated record. Gene Ontology annotation, molecular function: voltage-gated potassium channel activity. NCBI's taxonomy places the organism in Eukaryota, Metazoa, Arthropoda, Insecta, Hemiptera, Adelgidae. Gene Ontology annotation, biological process: transmembrane transport; potassium ion transport. The transcript is spliced from 10 exons. Gene Ontology annotation, cellular component: membrane.
UGACACUCGACGACGUCCGAUUAUUAUACAGCUGUUAUUAUAGCAGUGCGCUGACGCGUUGCCGCCGUUUCGCUCGUCCCGCGUCCAAGCCGUUUGUAUUGUAUAAUAACCGAUAUAUAUAUAAUAAUAAUAUUGCAUAUUGUCUUUCCGCGGCCAACCCGACCGUCCCGUCCCGCACACGCACGCUGGUUGCCGGAUGGCCGCGGCGGCCAUGACGACGUGCCCCGGCUUUGCCGAGUACGCCGGGUACUCCGGCAGCCGGUCCGACUCGUACGCCGCCGUGGACGGCAUGGCGGCCGCCGACAAGAGACGCCGGCCGACCGUCCGCGGCCGCCUGUCCGCCGUGUUCGAACCGUCGUGCAACAGGCUGUCCAUGAAGAUCUUCGGCAGCAAGAAGGCCGUGCUCAAGGAACGGUACAGACAACGGUCGCUGGGCGUUUGGGUCAUACACCCUUGCUCGAAGUUCAGAUUUUACUGGGACUUGUGCAUGCUGCUGCUGUUGGUCGCCAAUCUGAUCAUACUUCCGGUGGGAAUUUCGUUUUUCAACGACGACUUCGACACCAGGUGGAUAAUAUUCAACUGUUUGUCGGACACGAUUUUUUUAGUGGACAUAGUCGUUAAUUUCAGAACAGGUAUACUUCAACCGGACAGUUCCGAACAGGUGACUUUAGACCCCAAAGUGAUCGCGAAAAACUACUUAAAGUCGUGGUUUUUUCUGGACUUGGUUAGCUCGUUGCCGUUGGAUUACUUGUUCCUAGUGUUUAACCAGAACGUGGGCGAAGGCAUUCAAAUUCUACACGCCGGUCGCGCCCUCCGCAUCCUGAGGUUGGCCAAACUGCUCAGCUUGGUAAGACUGCUCCGGCUUUCCCGGCUGGUGCGGUACGUGAACCAGUGGGAAGAAGUCUACAUACUAAGAGUGGUGCAACCCGAUGCGUCCACGGGUCAUCGAGGUCAUUGCGACGGUCCGUCCAUGGUCAAGUUCUUGAACAUGGCCAGUGUUUUCAUGAGAAUUUUCAACUUAAUUUGCAUGAUGCUGCUGAUCGGUCACUGGUCCGGAUGUCUUCAGUUUCUGGUGCCCAACCUCCAGGGUUUCCCGGCAAAUUCGUGGGUCGCCAUCAACGAGUUGCAGGGCGCCGAUUGGUCCGAACAGUACUCGUGGUCGUUGUUCAAGGCGAUGUCGCACAUGUUGUGCAUCGGAUACGGUCUGUUUCCGCCGCAAUCGUUGACCGACAUGUGGCUGACCAUGUUGUCCAUGAUAAGCGGGGCCACCUGUUACGCUCUAUUUUUGGGGCACGCCACUAAUCUCAUACAGAGUUUGGACUCUUCCCGGCGACAGUACCGCGAAAAGGUCAAACAAGUAGAAGAGUACAUGUCGUACAGGCGUUUGCCAUUGGACAUGCGCAAGAGGAUUACCGAGUUCUUCGAGCACAGGUACCAGGGUAAGUUUUUCGACGAGAAAUGGAUACUGCAAGAGAUUUCGGACACACUCCGGGAGGACGUCCGGAAUCACACUUGCCGGCGCCUGGUGAAGUCUUUGCCGCUGUUGCAGAACGCCGAUCCUAACUUUCUCACCGAGCUCGUCGACUGCCUGGAGUUCGAAAUGUUUCAGCCGGGAGACACUAUCAUGCGAGAAGGUACUGUAGCGACCAAGAUGUAUUUCGUGCAAGAGGGCGUCGUCGAGGUGGUCAUAGCCGAGGGCCAGCAAGUGGUGGCGACGUUGAGCGACGGCAGUUACUUCGGCGAGACCUGCCUGUGGGCUCCGGGAUCCCGACGACCCGUCACUGUCCGGGCGGAGACCUACUGCACGUUGUUCUCGUUGCCCUCGUCAGCGUUCAGCCAAACCCUGGACAAGUAUCCCGAGUUCAAAAAGCAGGUCACAGUGGUGCUGACGGACCGCGCCAUCCGCAUGGCCGAGCUGGGCCAGUGUCUGGCCGAAGGAGACGCUAAGCUUUAGACGGAUGUUGAUUUUAUUUAUUAUUAUUUACAUUUUUUUUUUUUUACACUACUUAAUAUGAAAGUAUUGGCGCAGUCGACAACUCCGCCGAGGUUCGUAAAUUGAUUAGAUACCGGCACGUGUGUGACUAUAUUUUGUAUUUUUGAAUGUCGUACUAUUCAUUCGAACACGACUUCGUGAAGUUUAUUUAUAAAUAUAUAUGUGUAUAUAUAUAUAUUAAAUAAAAUAACGCUUAAAUUUGUAAUAAACGAAAGAUAGCGAGUAUGUAUGAUGCCAUUUGUCUAAUUUCUAUGUGACAAAACAAAAAUACUAAACCGGAUUUGUCCUGUUAUUUGGUCUGUCUAAUGCGGUUUUGGUACCGGGAUAAAAGCUUAUUUAAAUGUUUAGUUAUUAAGACUAAUAAGUAAAGAUCCGUGCUACCUAAAGGUCCAAUAAAACUACAGAAUUGUGAGGGGAAUGGCUCAAUAAACGCAAUCUUUGACCAAAUUUGAAAAUUAGUAACAAGUCAACCAAUUUCCUCUGAGAUAUCCUGAACUAUUCCGCCUAAUACGUUAGGUUUUAUUGCCUCGGUCGACGUACUAAAAUCGAAUCGACACGGGACAAGUAAAUCAAUUCAAAGCGGCUAGUCUAACGGGCUGAUAAAAUUUGAUCUGUGUCUUAAGAAUUCUAUCAUUUUAAUAAUUUAAGUAAUACUGUUUAAAAUGUUAAAAGUACGUUUUUAGUACAUUUUUGUUUGAGUAGACAAAAAUAUACUUAACAUUUUGACUAGCCAAUUGGAAAAUUGGUAGUAAUGUAAAAUAUAUUGAUAAAAUUAUAAAUAAAUAAAAACAAAUCAAUGUGCCAAAAAUUACAUAAGUAAAUAACAAUUAUUUAAUUGUAUAAUUUUACAAAAAAUUGUUUUUAAACAAGAUUAAAAAUUAAUAAAAAAAAAAAAUUGUAAAAUAAAUUAAUAUUUGUAAUUUGUAUGCUUCUUAUAAAGUUUAACCGACCAAUAAGGUUUACUUUACUGGUUUAGUCGCAGUGCACUUCCCAAAAUUAGUUCGCCACCUCCUUGACUGUCAAGAUAUUUAUUACCCAUUAACUGUUCAAUAAGUUUUUCUUUUUUAUUCAAAUUGCAGUUUACUUCCCAAAAUUCGUUCUCGAUUUGUUUGUACAUAAAAACGUUGCCGUUUUUGUCCUUUAUGACACAAAUACUAUUUUCAACAUUAGCAGUUUCUGUAUAAUUACUUAAGUACCUCGCCUGUAUUACAAUUCCAAUUAAAUGACAUUUCUGUUU